AUGUCGAGAGUCUCUACUCUCGCAGGUGUGGAAUCAAUAUCCGUGGAUAUGAAGGACAAGAAAUUGACGGUGGUAGGAGAGAUUGAUGCAGCAAAAUUAGUGAACAAAUUGAGAAAGUUAUGUCACGCAGAUAUAAUUACAGUAGGACCAUUUAAAAAGCCUGAACCUAAAAAAGAAGAGCCCAAGAAAGAAGAACCUAAGAAAGAAGAGCCUAAGAAGCAAGAAGAAGAGAAGAAGAAAGAACAUGAUCCUGUGGCUGAGUUGGUUAAGGCUUACAACGCCUAUAAUCCUCACUUGACAACAUAUUACCAUGUUAGAAGUAUUGAGGAGGAUCCUAAUGCUUGUGUCAUUUCUUAA
Dovyalis caffra is the source of this 357-nucleotide messenger RNA. NCBI's taxonomy places the organism in Eukaryota, Viridiplantae, Streptophyta, Magnoliopsida, Malpighiales, Salicaceae. The record is from the annotation of a GenBank genome assembly.